AUGGCUCCUGUAAUUGUGUCGGAAUCUGAAGAAGAGGAGGAGGAUAAAGUUGCCGUUUCCAGAAGAAGUAAGAGACAAGUUCAUUUCGAUGGUGGGGGCGGUGAUCGUGUAGAUCAACAGCAACAGCAGCACCGUUCAAGUCAGGGAGAUAGGGACAGGCAUGGACAACGUAAGAAGAAGAAGAGACUCUCGAAUAGAAAUUUGCAAGGCUCCAAUGGUGGGUACGCUUGGGAAGAUGAGAUCAAGAGAAGUUGGGAUCUGGUGAAAGUGGACGAUGAAGGGGAUAUGGCCUCUCUUGUGGCCAGCAUCGUGGAGGCUAGAAAGAAGCGUACUGCCAAGAAGAAUAUAACGCCCUAUCAAAGAGGUAUAAUAAGAAGUUUGAUAUUAACUUUAGAUUGCAGUGAAGCUAUGCUGGAAAAGGACUUGAGGCCAAGCAGACAUGCGAUGAUUAUUCAGUAUGCUAUAGAUUUUGUUCAUGAAUUUUUCGAUCAAAACCCGAUAUCUCAAAUGGGUAUUAUCAUAAUGAGAAAUGGUUUGGCACAACUAGUCAGCCAAGUAAGUGGAAACCCGCAGGACCAUAUUGAUGCAUUGAAAUCCAUCAGGAAACAAGAACCAAAAGGAAAUCCCUCCCUGCAAAACGCAUUGGAAAUGGCAAGAGGCCUGCUACUACCCGUCCCCGCGCACUGCACAAGAGAAGUGCUGAUUGUGUUUGGUAGUCUUUCCACAACUGACCCUGGUGAUAUCCAUCAAACUAUCGAUUCGUUAGUGUCCGAGAAAAUCAGGGUAAAAGUUCUGGGGUUAUCAGCUCAAGUGGCCAUUUGCAAAGAAUUAUGUAAGGCAACAAACUACGGUGACGAAUCCUUUUAUAAAAUCUUACUCGAUGAAACCCAUUUAAAGGAAUUAUUUAAUGAGGCCGUUACUCCACUACCCGUUAACAAGAUAAAUAAGGGCUUCACACUCGUGAAAAUGGGGUUCCCAACAAGAAUAUUCGAAGAUACUCCUACUUUUUGCUCAUGCCAUUCCAAGCUGGUUUAUGGCGGUUAUUUUUGUCCGAAUUGUCAUAGUAAAGUUUGCUCAUUGCCUACAGUGUGUCCGUGCUGUGACCUAAUGUUGAUUCUAUCUACCCAUUUAGCUAGAUCAUAUCAUCACUUAAUGCCGUUGAAAACUUUUGCAGAAGUACCUACAACAGAAACUUUUCGAUCAGAAGAUUGUUUUAGUUGCCAAUCAAGAUUUCCCAUAUUAAAAAAUCAUAAAAAUGGUAAAUUAUUGACGAGUUCUCGGUAUCGAUGUGAAGAUUGUAAACAGGAAUUUUGUGUUGAUUGUGAUAUCUUUAUCCAUGAAAUUCUCCAUAACUGUCCCGGUUGUGAAUCUAAACCUGUGAUAACUUAA
This is a messenger RNA of Saccharomyces kudriavzevii IFO 1802, 1389 nucleotides long. RefSeq names its product TFIIH/NER complex subunit SSL1 (gene SSL1). The coding region runs from base 1 to 1389 and encodes 462 amino acids. Gene Ontology annotation, biological process: DNA-templated transcription; regulation of transcription by RNA polymerase II; nucleotide-excision repair. Gene Ontology annotation, molecular function: zinc ion binding. The record is from RefSeq and is a predicted model, not a curated record. NCBI's taxonomy places the organism in Eukaryota, Fungi, Ascomycota, Saccharomycetes, Saccharomycetales, Saccharomycetaceae. Gene Ontology annotation, cellular component: transcription factor TFIIH core complex; transcription factor TFIIH holo complex. The transcript has a single exon.